Sorghum bicolor (sorghum) is the source of this 2382-nucleotide messenger RNA. RefSeq names its product B3 domain-containing protein Os03g0120900. The record is from RefSeq and is a predicted model, not a curated record. NCBI's taxonomy places the organism in Eukaryota, Viridiplantae, Streptophyta, Magnoliopsida, Poales, Poaceae. Bases 911 to 1903 code for a protein of 330 amino acids. Gene Ontology annotation, molecular function: DNA-binding transcription factor activity; DNA binding. The transcript has a single exon.
ACUGCUGCUGAGUAUUUACCUCCCUCCCACUCUCCCCCUCCCCACUCCCUAUAGCUCAUCUCAUCUCACCCCUUUAAAAAGCAGGAGGCUAGCUACUUGUAUUAUGCCCACCCUCCCCUACAACCUACACCCCAUGGAUACAAUACUAGCUAGUACUACAUACAUACACACUGAUAGGGAGAGGUCACAAGCAUCCAUGUUGAUGAUGCAUACUACACACACAUGCUUAGCUGCAAGCCUGCAACAAUUAACACUACAGUGGGUGAGAGAGUAUAUAGCUAAACUAGCUAGGCCAAUUCAAUUACCUUUGGUUGCAAGCCAAAAGUAAGUAUCCAUCUCCUUUCCCCUUUUCCCUUGCCCCACCAAUGCAAGAACCUUCAUAGUACUGCUACUACUGCUACCACUCUUCACAUCUCCUCCUAGCUAGUUUUAGCCAGCCACUCCUUCCUCCUCCUCUUCUUCUUCCUCUUCUUCUUCCUCCGAUCCCUACCAUGAUUUGAGUCAUCUCAAGGUCGCUAGUACACAAACCCCGCGUAUCCUCCUCCCUUCCGUCCCGCGGCCGGGGAAGUAGCAGCCACAAUAAUCCAAGAAACCAAGCAGAACCAAACCCUGCAAAUUCCCCCAAUUCUAAAUUAUUCCGAUCCUAAGCCAUCCGCGCGCUAAUAUAAAACAAUUCCCAAGCUAGGUCGUAUACUAACUAUAGUCGUAACAGCUGCACCGCCACUGCUCGCCAUCCAGCGGCAUGCCAUAAACAAAAAGUAUGCAGGGGGUCAAAGUUUGAAGUUUGAAGGGCAGCAGCAGCAGGAGCGAGGCAUCGUCGAUCGAUCGGCCGGCUGAUCUACCGUACCUACCUACCUUGGCGGACGGACGGACGGCUCGAUCUCGAUCGAUCGCCGGUCGUCGGAGAUCGAUGGAGUUCACGGCUCCCCCGACGGCGGCCCGGUCGGGCGGCGGCGAGGAGAGGGCGGCUGAGCACCAGCAGCAGCAGCAGCAGCAGCUGGCGGCGGUGGAGAAGGAGCACAUGUUCGACAAGGUGGUGACGCCGAGCGACGUCGGCAAGCUGAACCGGCUGGUGAUCCCGAAGCAGCACGCGGAGAAGUACUUCCCGCUGGACGCGGCGGCGAACGAGAAGGGCCUGCUGCUCAGCUUCGAGGACCGCACGGGGAAGCCCUGGCGCUUCCGCUACUCCUACUGGAACAGCAGCCAGAGCUACGUGAUGACCAAGGGCUGGAGCCGCUUCGUCAAGGAGAAGCGCCUCGACGCCGGGGACACCGUCUCCUUCGGCCGCGGCGUCGGCGACGCGGCGCGGGGCAGGCUCUUCAUCGACUGGCGGCGACGCCCCGACCCGCCCGUGCACCACCAGUACCACCACCGCCUACCGCUCCCCUCCGUCGUCCCCUACGCGCCGUGGCCGCACGCGCACCACCACCACUACCCAGCUGCUGCUGCCGCGGUCGGCGUCGGCGUCGGUGCCGGUGCCGGUGCCGCCAGGACGACGACGGUGCUCCACCUGCCGCCCUCGCCCUCCUCGCUCUACGACCCCCACCUCCGCCACGUCGGCUACGACGCCUACGGGGCCGGCACCAGGCAGCUGCUCUUCUACCGGCCGCUCCACCAUCAGCAGCCCUCCACGGCGGUAGUGCUGGACUCCGUGCCGGUACGGUUACCCACGACGCCAGGGCAGCACGCGGAGCCGCCGGCCCCCGUCGUGGCGUCAUCGGCCUCGAAGCGGGUGCGGCUGUUCGGGGUGAACCUCGACUGCGCCGGCUCCGAGGAGGAGAACGGCGGCGGCGGUGGGUGGAGGACCAGUGCGCCGCCGACGCCGCACGGCCUGCCGUCGCCGCCGUCCUCGUCGUCCUCCUCGUCCGGGAAAGCGAGGUGCUCCUUGAAUCUUGACUUGUGAAGGCAUGGCAGCCGGAGAGGUCGUCGUCGUCUCGUCGUCGUACUCGUACGAUCUACCUCUACAGCAGCAGCCCAGCUACUAGCCUACUACUACUUUCUUCCCGGCCGCCUUCUGGCGCCACAACGGCCGGCACCAAUGGUCGUCGUCGUCGUCGAGAGUGAGGGGGUAAAGAAUUCAAGAUCCAAUCAAGUAAACAAAAGCGGCGGCGGUGGUACGUGUCCGGGCGGUGCAAGUAAGGAUCGAUCGAGCUGGAGGAGCACUGCACCAACAAGUCUUCGCUCGUAACCCGUAUAUAGCUCAUCUCUCUCUCUCUCUCUCUCAAUUUCCUUUAGCAAAAUUUCAGUGUGAAGGGGGAAACAAGGAAAUUAAGAACAAAGCAGCAACAACAACAAAAUUAUUUCUCGAUGGUUAAUUUCUCGCCUCGAUUUGCUUUCUUGAUUUCCUCAUCUGCUAAUUUAGCUAUAUAUGAAGCUUAUUAA